GACUUUGAGGUUACGUUAACCCGGUUAACCGUCAAAAAAACAAAAUCGUUUGCCAGCUUCAAAAAAGAUCAAAUAAUUUAAGUGUCAUACCUACCUCAAUCAAAAAUGGAAAUCUCAGACGAUAAUUUACAAACUCUUGCGCGUUAUUUGCAAGAAACGUUAAAUCCUGACGUAAAUGUCAGAAGACCAGCCGAAAAGUUUUUGGAGGGUGUUGAAGUGAACCAAAAUUACCCGCUGUUAAUGCUUCAUUUGGUACAUAAGCCUGAAAUUGAUAUGACAAUUCGUAUUGCUGGGUCAGUGGCUUUUAAAAACUAUAUAAAAAGAAAUUGGAAUGUGGAGGAAGAUCAAGCAGAUAGAAUUCAUCAAGCUGACAGAGCAGCUAUAAAAAAUUUGAUUGUAACAUUAAUGUUAACUUCACCAGAAUCCAUACAAAAACAGUUAAGUGAUGCUAUUAGUAUCAUUGGAAAAACUGAUUUUCCACUUAAAUGGCCGGAGUUGAUCACUCAAAUGGUUGAGAAGUUUGCAACAGGAGAUUUUAAUAUCAUUAAUGGUGUUCUACAAACUGGCCAUUCUUUAUUUAAAAAAUACAGAUACGAAUUUAAGUCAAAUGAAUUGUGGACUGAGAUCAAAUAUGUGUUGGAGAAGUUAGCAAAGCCCCUAACUGAUUUAUUAGUGGCUACUGUGAAUCUUGCACAAACUCAUGCUAGUGAUCCAAAUGCGCUUAAAAUAAUUUAUCAUUCUUUAAUGUUAAUUUGUAAAGUAUUUUACUCAUUGAAUUUCCAAGAUUUGCCUGAAUUUUUUGAAGACAACAUGCAAACUUGGAUGUCAAAUUUUCAUAAUUUGUUGUGUGUUGAUGUAAAUAGUUUAAGAACAGAGAGUGAGGAAGAGGCAGGGGUCAUUGAGCAAUUAAAAUCGCAAGUUUGCGAUAAUAUUGCGCUUUACGCGCAAAAAUAUGAUGAAGAGUUUCAGCCCUAUUUGCCACAGUUUGUGACUGAUGUUUGGGGGUUAUUGGUAGGAACAGGACUCCAACCAAAGUAUGAUUUGCUGGUUUCAAAUGCACUUCAGUUUUUGUCCACUGUGGCUGAAAGAAAUCACUAUAGAAACUUGUUUGAGGACAAUACAGUUCUAAGUAGCAUUUGUGAAAAAGUUAUUAUUCCAAAUAUGGAGUUUAGAGUUUCUGACGAAGAACUCUUCGAAGACAACCCCGAAGAGUACACGCGCCGCGACAUCGAAGGCUCAGACGUGGACACGCGUCGCCGCGCCGCCUGCGACCUCGUCAACACCCUGAGCGUGCACUUCGAGCAACGCAUCAUGGAAAUAUUCGGCCAGUACUUGCAAGGCAUGAUGGGCAAGUACUCGGAAAAUCCGAAGCAAAACUGGCGCAGCAAAGAUGCCGCUCUCUAUCUUGUUACCUCGUUGGUCAGCAGGGGGUCCACGCAGAAGCACGGGGUCACGCAGACCAGCCACCUCGUUUCCAUACCGCAGUUCUGUCAGCAGCAAAUUUUGCCCGAACUCGAACGCCAAGACGUUAAUGAGUUGCCUGUACUAAAAGCUGACGCGAUAAAAUACGUAAUGACGUUCAGAAGUGUUUUACCAAACGAAAUGGUAGUGUCCACCCUACCUCAGUUAAUAAGACAUAUGACGUCAGAAAGCGCGGUGGUUCACACAUACGCAUCAUGCGCACUAGAAAAAAUACUCAUACUUAAGGACGCCGGCAAUAAACCUCUUGUUACAGGAGCUCAAUUAGAGCCUUUAUCCAACGAGUUACUGUCAAAUCUAUUUGGUGUUUUAACACGUCCAGUUUCUGAAGAAAAUGAAUAUGUCAUGAAAGCAAUGAUGAGAACUUUCUCAACAUUACAAGAAAGGGUGGUUCCAUUUUUGAGCGUUGCUUUGCCCAAAUUAACAGAAAAACUACAAAUGGUUGCCAAAAACCCUUCUAGACCGCAUUUUAAUCAUUAUUUGUUUGAAACUUUUUCUCUAGCUAUCAGAAUUGUGUGCAAGCAAAACCAAUCAGCUGUUAAAUCCUUUGAGGAUAUUUUGUUCCCGAUAUUCCAAGGAAUCCUACAAGCUGACAUUCAAGAGUUUAUUCCCUACGUUUUCCAACUACUAUCUCUGCUAAUGGAAAACACGCCCCCUGGUGCCGUGCCUGAAACGUACAUGCAGCUGUUGCCAUGUUUGCUGGCUCCAGUGUUGUGGGAAAGACCAGCAAAUAUUUCCCCCUUGGUGCGGUUAUUAAGCGCUUUUGCAACUCAGGCCGCGCCUCAAAUUGUUGGGCAAGAUAAAUUGGGUGGAUUUUUGGGAGUUUUUCAGAAGCUGAUAGCUUCAAAAUCCAAUGAUCAUGAAGGUUUUCAUUUGAUGAGGUGUAUAAUACAAAAUGUUCCAACUGAAGCUUUACAAGCCUACAUGAAACAAGUAUUCUUUCUACUUUUCCAAAGGUUAUCAUCAAGCAAAACCACAAAGUUUGUUAUAAAUUUAAUUGUUUUCUUCUGUUUGUAUGCUGUUAAAUAUUCAGCAAACGAUUUGGUCGUUACUAUUGACGGAAUUCAGGCACAGAUGUUUGGUAUGGUUCUGGAAAAAAUCCUUAUCCCAGAUUUGCAAAAAGUUGCUGGCAACGUUGACAGAAAAAUUGUCGCUUGUGGUAUCACAAAGUUGCUGUGUGAGUGUCCAGAAAUGUACACAGGGACGUAUCAAAAAUUCUGGCCCCAAUUAUUACAGGCAUUAAUCGCAUUCUUUGAAAUGCCAGUAGAUGAAACAAGUCUCCCAGACGAUCAUUUCAUUGAAAUCGAUGACACUCCAACAUUCCAAACAGCUAGUGCCAAAUUAAACUUUGCAAAUACACAAAAAACCGACCCCUUACAAGCUGUUGGUGAGCCUAGACAAUUUUUGGCGCAAAGUUUAGCAUCUUUAGGCAGUUCGCAACCAGGUCGCCUACCAAGUUAUAUUUCAAACACAAAUCAACAAUCUCAAACCACUUUGCAAGGAUAUUUGUCAAAAUUCGGAGUUCAACUCUCCUAAUUAAUUAAUUUAUAUAGUAAUUGUUAAUUUUUUAAAGGACUGAAAACCACAUUUUUACUGUCUAGUUUUUGUGUUUAUGUUUUACUAUCACUAAGUACUAAAUUAUUUUUGUAAGGAAAUAAAAGUAAUCCGUUUUAA
This is a messenger RNA of Brassicogethes aeneus, 3153 nucleotides long. Lineage: Eukaryota; Metazoa; Arthropoda; Insecta; Coleoptera; Nitidulidae. The record is from the annotation of a GenBank genome assembly.